Messenger RNA from Drosophila busckii, 1486 nucleotides. Its product is annotated as protein yellow. The coding region runs from base 91 to 1404 and encodes 437 amino acids. Gene Ontology annotation, cellular component: extracellular region. Lineage: Eukaryota; Metazoa; Arthropoda; Insecta; Diptera; Drosophilidae. The transcript has 4 exons. The record is from RefSeq and is a predicted model, not a curated record.
CAGUUGAUGCGCGCAGCUCGAACAGCAAACAUUGAGCUCCAAAGCAAAAACCUGAAUUGAAAGUCGUGAAAAGCAAAAUAAAAAAAGUUAAUGUUUUCAUUAAAAUUGGUGGCCUUGUGCCUUAUCAGCUGCUGCUGUUUUCUGGCGGCAAGCGGUAAGCUAGAAGAACGCUUCGCAUGGAAGCAACUGACCUUCGAUUGGCCCAGUGCCGAGGCUGAGGCGGAGGCCAAGCGCACUGGCCACUACAUUGAGGAGAACAAUCUGCCACUUGGCCUGGAACGUUGGAAAAACAAACUCUUCGUCACUGUGCCAAGAUGGAAGGCGGGCGUGGCAGCCACAUUGAACUAUAUUGAUCUAUCGACUGUUAAUGGCGAAAAGUCUCCAAAGUUGCGUCCCUAUCCCAGCUGGGAAGCCAACAAGUUACCCAUUGAUGUAGCGCCAGCACAGCAGUCAGCGUCCUCUGGCGGACGUGCGGAUGCGGAAAAGGCUGAGAGCGCUCAUGUCCAGUUGCAGGAUAAUGCCACCGUCGUUUCCACUUUCCGUAUUCAGGCUGAUGCUUGUGAUCGCUUGUGGGUACUGGACACCGGUCUUGCUGAUAUUCUAGGCAGCCCCAAGGUGAUAACACCCAACGCUAUCCUGGUAUUUGAUUUGAAAACAGAUCAGCUCCUGCGACGCUUCCCCAUCCCCGCCGAUCAGCUCAAGGAGGACACCUUCAUGGCCAACAUAGUAGUAGAUGUAGAGCCCGAUCAGUGUGAUAAUGCGUAUGCAUAUAUUCCCGACUUGGGCGCCUAUGGCGUAAUUGUGUACUCCUUGCAAGAUAACAAAUCUUAUCGCGUCAAACACAAUUACUUCCACUUUGAUCCGCUGCACGGUGACUUCAAUGUGGGCGGUGUAAACUUCCAAUGGACCGAUGGUGUCUUUGGCCUGGCUGUGGGUCCUAAGAAUGCUGAUAACAGCCGUGACAUUUACUUCCACGCAUUUGCCAGCACCAAGGAGUUCAAAGUGUCUAAUCGGGUGUUGCAAAAUGAGAGUUAUGUGAACGGCGGCAGUUCGUAUUUCGAUUUCAAAAUUGUGGGUGAUCGCGGCAUGAAUGGACAAUCCACUGCUGAAGCGUAUGACAAAGAGACUGGCGCUAUAUUCUACACACAAGUGAAUAAGGAUGCGAUUGCCUGCUGGAAUAUACAGCGUCCGUAUACGCCCGAUAAUCAGGGUUUAAUUGAUUCCGAUUCACAUACACUGGUGUUUCCCAAUGAUCUAAAGAUUGACACAAAUGGCGAGCUCUGGGUGCUGUCCGAUCGUUUGCCCACUUAUAUGUACAAGCAGCUGGACAAUACGGCGGUUAACUAUCGUAUUUUGACUGGCAAGAAUCGUGAGCUCAUUAAGGGCACACCAUGCGAACUGUGAUGCGGAGUGGCUUUUAUUUUUACGUAGCACGUAUAUGCAUAUGAUGUGUGUUAACUUUUUUUUUAUUGCUUAAUAAACUUUU